Messenger RNA from Moesziomyces aphidis, 1053 nucleotides. The record is from the annotation of a GenBank genome assembly. NCBI's taxonomy places the organism in Eukaryota, Fungi, Basidiomycota, Ustilaginomycetes, Ustilaginales, Ustilaginaceae.
AUGGAGCCCGGCGGUUCGGAUGCCAAGCCGGAGCGGCCGGGCGAGCCACCUCGCGAGCCUCCUCGCGAGACUGAACGCACCGUCCGAUUGGACGGACGACUGUCUGGGCGCGGUCGACCCGAGGAUGUGACCAAGGCCAAGAGAGAGAUCGCGCUAGCGUUUGACCUUGCGGACGAGUUUGCCAAAAGGACGGUUGCAGGUUCGCCGAUGUGGGACUAUAUGGAGGCUCAGUGGCCGUACGGCUAUCCCGAUCGUGCACUUCCGGACAUUUUCCACCGUGGCCUCACGCUGGCGUUUGUUCCGCCGAGCUGGAAGAAGAAAGCGUACUGUCCGAUCUGGACGACGCUCAAGCGACUUGGCUUCCACCCGGACGACGAAGAGCACGUGUACGGUACACUGGAGAUCGCGUUCUUUGCGAUCCUCGCACUGGAGCUGCGCACGAGCGGCGGACGAUGCCUGAGCAAGGACAUCAAAUUCGUCAAGGACCAGCACCGAAUCGCGUUCAAGGAGAUCAUCUCACUCAACAAUGUGAUUCGACAGUGGAUGGAACCGGGCGAGGCGUACUUCGAGCGGCUGCGCGAGCCGAUGCUGCGCAACGCCCAGACGAGGAUCGAGGUGGUGGGGGCUCAGAUUCAGCUGGCGCGGGACAACGAUUCGACGGCAGCGGGACAGAGGCACAUGACGCUGGAGGAGCGAAGGAGGCUGGGGGUGGAGAGGAUGAGGAUCUGGGCCGAGGCUCAGCAUACGUCGAUGGUGGGCUACGGUGUUCAGGCGGUGCUGCAGCAGCUGUGGGCCAAGGCGGAGGCUACGUGGCUGAGCCGGGUGCGACAGUAUCUCGGAUCGGACCGGUCGCAGUGGAAGGAGGUGCGCAUGAGGUGCGACGACGAGAGACACGGAUACUGGCUGCCGACAUACGACCAGGCCAUGCUGCAACCGGCGGAUGUCAUCGUUGACGAGGCCAAGACAUACCUCCGACGCUAUCUCGAGCGUCGAGCCGCAUCGCUGUCGCAGGGCAGAGCGGACAGUGGAAGCGCUGCGCAGAGCCAAGCCUAA